ACAAUGUUUGGCGGGACUCUUUACCUCCUCGUCUUGAUAUGGACUUGCAGUAAUGCUCUACAUACAGACAUGUCGAGGGUUAAUGAUUGGGGAAAUGGGCGAUGUGAGGGUCACUUUACGUUCCCCAUUCACGGUGAAGACAUCGGACGAUGGGAAUGUAUAAUCACUUUCUCAGAACCAGUUACUGGAAUAUCGGAGUGGAUGGGAGACAUCAUUAAGCACUCUACAGGCAAUACUGUGUAUGUCUUGGUGAAUAAGCCUCACACAGGCAUACAGAGAGACGGACAAUCACUGUCCAGGGGAGCUAUACCGGAAGUAAAGCCCCCACAGCUACAGCUGAGCUCGUUAAUUUCGCCCAAGACGGUCUCAAACCACCCACCAUUUCUUUGGGUAAUUAAACCUGCUGUAAAAAUAUCCUUUAAGAGGUCUUUGUCUUGUGUUAGAAACAUUCUGAAAGUCUCUGUAAACCGCCUCACAUUUACUUACUCUGAUCAGAACACGAAUGAUGGAACAAUGUACAACUAUAAUGAAGUUUUGAUAAAGUCCAUCAUUUUCUCGAAGCAGCUCAGCGGUCAGAGAAGCUACCAGACGACAGUAAGAUUACGUGGUGGGGGAUUCAUCUCUACUGGACCAGGGGGACAUCGGAGAGGACCUCACAGGGAGCUGAUAUGA
Saccostrea echinata is the source of this 672-nucleotide messenger RNA. RefSeq lists its product as uncharacterized. NCBI's taxonomy places the organism in Eukaryota, Metazoa, Mollusca, Bivalvia, Ostreida, Ostreidae. Gene Ontology annotation, molecular function: carbohydrate binding. Bases 4 to 672 code for a protein of 222 amino acids. The transcript is spliced from 3 exons. The record is from RefSeq and is a predicted model, not a curated record.